AUGAAGUUCACCACCAUUGCCGCCUCCGUCCUCCUCAGCGGCUUCGCUGCUGCCGACGACAUCCAGUCCAAGCCCUUCAAGCUUGUUCUCGACUCCGAAGACGGAAAGAUCAACGGCAAGAGCCUUUCCGCCUGCCACUCCGGCGCCGCCAUCGAGGCCCUCUGUCUCGGCGACGCCUCCAACAGCCAAUACACCAGCUACUACUUCAACACCACCGAGGGUAGCACCAGCCCUGUCGAGGGCUACACUACCUCCGGCAAGCUUGUCUGGAACCUCCCUAUCCAGCCCCAGCCUGAGUCGGAGGCCAUGCUGUUCUCCUACGACCCUUCCACCAACGUCGCCCACCCUCUGUUCGAGCCCUCCUACUCCGCUACCUACGUCGCUUUUGGCGAGGAGGACAACGAGAUGGCCAUCUUCAGCUACGUCGACGACACCGUCAACCCCCCCAAGGCCGGUAACUUCAAGGCGCUCAAGCAGUGGUACGCCUGCACCACCUACUACACGGGCUACACCUACCAGACUCUCAACUGGGUUGUCGGCAAUGGCAAGCCCCAGAACCCUACCUGCGUCAAGACCGAGGUCAAGCGUGUCUUUGUCUAA
Molecule: messenger RNA, 600 nt
Organism: Cordyceps fumosorosea ARSEF 2679
Lineage: Eukaryota; Fungi; Ascomycota; Sordariomycetes; Hypocreales; Cordycipitaceae
Exons: 2
Coding region: 1-600 (199 amino acids)
Source: RefSeq, a predicted model, not a curated record